GGUGCGCUGUGUCCCUCAGGACACAGCGGAUCACCGAUCACGGAAAGAGCCGAAGAUGUCGGCUCGGUCAUGUGAUCAGCUAUGUCCAAUCACAGCUGAUCACAUCAGUGCCACCUGUCAAUGUCCAUCAGUGCCUUAUGUCAGUGCUCAUCAGUGCCUCGUGCCAGUGCCCAUCAGUGCCACAUAUCAGUGCCUACCAGUGCACAUCAAUGCCACAUAUCAGUGCCCAUCUGAGCUGCCUUUCAGUGUCACCCAUCAGUGCCAGUCAGUGCCACCUAUCAAUGCCAAUCAGUGCCACCUAUCAGUGCUGCCAAUCAGUGCCACCUAUCAGUGCCAGUCAGUGCCGCCUAUCAGUGCCAGUCAGUGCUGCCUAUCAGUGCCAUCUAACAGUGCCAGUCAGUGCCGCCUAAAAGUGCCAGUCAGUGCCACCUAUCAGUGC
Messenger RNA from Staurois parvus, 439 nucleotides. Lineage: Eukaryota; Metazoa; Chordata; Amphibia; Anura; Ranidae. The record is from the annotation of a GenBank genome assembly.